CUGCUGAGUCCGCAGGCAGCAGCAGCACACCUAAAACUGGAGAAGAGUUCGGACACUUUGUUAGGUGAAACCAACAGAAAGAGAAGAAAGAUGGCUCCGGCUUUGCUUCUCAAUGGCGACCUCGCCACCGUCAAGCCUGCUUCGACCACCGGACGUGUGUCGUCCGUUUACAGUGAGGUCCAGUCCAGUCGUAUUGAUCAGUCGCUCCCUCUCCCUUCUGUUCUCAAAAAUCCCUUCAAAAUCGUCGAUGGCCCCCGCAGUUCCGCCGCUGGUAACCCUGAUGAGAUUGCGAAGCUGUUUCCUAAUCUUUUCGGGCAACCUUCAGCAAUGCUGGUGCCAAGUGCCGAGGGUGGUCUCAGAUCUGACCUGAAGCUGAAGAUUGGUGUUGUUCUGUCUGGAGGACAGGCUCCUGGAGGUCACAAUGUAAUUUGUGGAAUCUUUGAUUAUUUGCAAGACCAUGUGAAAGGCAGCAUAUUGUAUGGGUUCAAGGGAGGUCCUGCCGGGAUCAUGAAGGGAAAAUAUGUAGAAUUGACUUCAGAUUAUAUUCACCCUUACAGAAAUCAGGGUGGUUUUGACAUGAUCUGCAGUGGGAGAGACAAGAUUGAAACUCCAGAGCAGUUUAAGCAAGCUGAAGAAACAGCAUUGAAGCUUGAUUUGGAUGGACUUGUUGUUAUUGGUGGUGAUGAUUCAAACACAAAUGCAUGCCUCCUUGCUGAAAAUUUCAGGAGCAAAAAUAUGAAAACUAGAGUGAUUGGAUGCCCAAAAACCAUUGAUGGUGAUCUGAAAUGCAAAGAGGUUCCUACAAGUUUUGGAUUUGAUACUGCAUGCAAGAUUUAUGCAGAAAUGAUUGGAAAUGUCAUGGUAGAUGCACGAUCAACUGGAAAAUAUUAUCAUUUUGUACGACUUAUGGGACGUGCAGCUUCACACAUUACUCUGGAGUGUGCUUUGCAGACUCACCCAAACAUUACCAUCAUUGGAGAAGAGGUUGCUGCAAAGAAACAAACACUGAAAAAUGUCACAGACUACAUAGUGAAUGUAAUCUUAAAAAGAGCAGAUCUUGGCUACAACUAUGGUGUCAUCCUCAUCCCUGAAGGUCUAAUUGACUUCAUACCUGAGGUGCAGCAGCUUAUUGCCGAACUCAAUGAAAUUUUGGCGCAUGAUAUUGUUGAUGAAAAUGGGCUGUGGAAAAAGAAACUUAAAGAUCAAUCUCUCAAGCUUUUCGAGUUUCUACCUCGGGCAAUUCAAGAGCAGUUGCUGCUUGAAAGAGAUCCACAUGGAAAUGUCCAGGUUGCCAAAAUAGAAACAGAGAAAAUGCUUAUUCAAAUGGUUGAAACUGAGCUGGAGAAGAAGAAGCAGGAGGGUUCAUAUUUGGGCGAAUUUAAGGGGCAAUCACACUUUUUUGGCUAUGAAGGUAGAUGUGGUUUGCCAACUAACUUUGAUGCUACCUACUGCUAUGCAUUGGGCUAUGGUGCUGGAGUUCUCCUUCAGAGUGGGAAAACUGGGCUGAUAUCAUCGGUUGGAAAUUUGGCUGCCCCAGUUGAACAAUGGACUGUUGGUGGGACUGCUCUGACCGCUUUAAUGGAUGUAGAAAGGAGACAUGGUAAAUUCAAGCCUGUGAUCAAGAAGGCAAUGGUUGAACUCGACGGUGCACCCUUCAAGAAAUUUGCUUCCUUGCGGAAUGACUGGGCCAUUAAUAAUCGCUACAUUAGCCCUGGUCCUAUUCAGUUCGUUGGGCCGACAUCUAAUGCAGUUAACCACACUCUACUCCUUGAACUUGGAGCUGUUCAAAACUAGUUGCAUUUUAUUCAAGUCCCAGAGUGAUCUAUAGAACAAGAAAACUUAGAAACUUGUUGUGGGUCAUUGAGGUUCUUCCGUUUCAAUUAUUUUAGUCUUAGAAUUUUGACAUUCAAAUUUUGAGCUGUUUUAAAGACUCAAGAUGGUUUCUGCGUCAAUUUGUUGAACUUUGGAUUUCCAAGGCAUAAGGCACUAAUUGUCUGUUGCCUCAAUCAAGCUCUUCGAAGCAAAAAUUUACCUUUCAGUUUUAAAUUGUAUUCAUAGUUUAUAUAGAGAAAAUGUUUAUCUGCCUUACCUCUUAAAGAUCAAGAGGAAUAUUAUUUCAAAAUUAUAUUAUUUUAAUAAAUACUUAUUAAAAAA
Rubroshorea leprosula is the source of this 2154-nucleotide messenger RNA. The record is from the annotation of a GenBank genome assembly. Lineage: Eukaryota; Viridiplantae; Streptophyta; Magnoliopsida; Malvales; Dipterocarpaceae.